AAGAAUAAUCUCACAAUGGAGGAAGAAGAAUACGAGGAAGUUGUCGAGUACUACAUUGAAGAAACGAUCAUUGAGGAGGGUGAACCACAUGAGGUGGUCACUGAGGUCACUGAGACUAUUAGCACAGACUUCACAGGUCCUAAAACUACCACCUAUACUGUUGAGCACGAAAAGCCUGCUGCUCAGGAUGCAGCACCUCCAGUCAGAAAGAAGACCAUACGGACUAAAGUGGACCCAUCUAAGUUUCUGACACCUUAUCUGGAACAUAGCAACAAAAUGAAGGACCUAUUCAGUGAGAACAAGUACAAAGAAAAAUUUAGAAAAGAAAAAGGAAAGCCCUAUGCUUCCACAAUUGAUACCCCAGAAAUUCGGAGAAUCAAGAAAGUGCAAGACCAGCUCAGUGAGGUUAAAUACCGCAUGGCUGGUGAGGCUGCUAGAACUAUUUGCCACGUUGACGAAAAGGCCAAAGAUAUAGAACAUGCAAAGAAGGUGUCGCAGCAAGUGAGCAAGGUGUUAUAUAAACAGAACUGGGAGGAGAAUAAGGACAAGUACCUGCUUCCUCCUGAUGCUCCGGAGCUUGUGAAUGCAAUAAAAAACACAGCAAUGUUCAGUAAGAAACUCUAUACUGAAGAAUGGGAAGGAGACAAAUCGUUGUUCUAUCCCUACAAUGACAGCCCGGAGCUCAGAAGGGUGGCACAAGCUCAAAAGACUCUGAGUGAUAUUGUCUACAAAAAAGGGCAUGAUGAACGAAAAUCUAAAUACACUCCUCUGGCAGACCCACCUGAUGUGGAACAGGCCAAGAAAGUGACCAGGCAGCUGAGCGAUAUUAUUUACCAUGAUGACUAUAAAAACAAGAUCAAAGGCAAGUGGAGUCAAACUCCGUGCUAUGAUGUUGCAAUUGCAAAAAUGAAUGCUGAAAAUAUAAGUAUGAGAAAAUACCAGGAAGACUUUGAAAACAUAAAAGACCAAAUCUACUUUAUGCAGACUGAAACUCCAGAAUAUGAAGCUAAUAAGCGGGUGACAGAUAAUGUUAGUAAGGUAAAAUACAGAGCAGACUAUGAAAAGAACAAAGCUAUUGCAGAUUAUAACGUGCUGCCUGCUACAGAGAACCCGUUGCUGAGGCAAUUAAAAGCAGCAGGAAAUGCGCUGAGUGAUAAAUUAUACAAAGAAGACUAUGAACGCUCCAAAGGAACCAGCAUGAAUUACUGUGACACGCCGAAGUUCCAGACUGAUACCGUACUCAAGAAUUUCAGUGAUGUCAAAUACAAAGACGCCUAUCAAAAGAAUAUUUUAGGACACUAUUUGGGCAGCUUUGAGGACCCCCAUCAUACACACUGCAUGAAAGUUGAAGCUAUGAAGAGUGAUAAAAAUUACAAAGCAGAUUAUGAGGAGGAAAAGACAAAAUGCUACUUCCCUCAGACCAUAACUCAGGAGUAUGAAGCUAUUAAGAAGUUAGAGCAGUGUAAAGAUCACACCUACAAAAAACACCCUGAUCAAAUCAAAUUUACCCAAGUAACUGACUCUCCAGUGCAGAAGCAAGCAGAGAUCAACAGCAAACAGCAGAGUGAUAUAAAGUAUAAAUCCAAAGGUGAAGAAAUCAUUCACAAGUACCACCUCCCUCCAGACGUCCCCCAGUUUAUACAGGCUAAGGUUAAUGCCUACAAUGUUAGUGAUAACUACUACAAAACAGGAUUGGAAGAAUUAAAAGCCAGGGGAUAUGACCUAAAAAGUGAUGCUAUUCCUAUCAAAGCUGCCAAGGCUGCUAGGCAGGCUGCCAGUGACGUUAACUACAAAAAAGCCUACGAACUUUCCAAGGGUAAACUCGUUGGCUUCAAGAGCCUCCAGGAUGAUCCCAAACUCGUUCAUUAUAUGAAGGUAGCCAAGAUACAGUCUGAGCGAGAGUACAAGAAAGACUAUGAGAAAACAAAAACGAGGUACAACCUUCCACUGGAUAUGUUCGAUGUUGUUGGUGCCAAGAAGGCUCAAGAGAUUGCCAGCAAUGCUAAUUACAAGAACCUCCUGCACCACUAUACUUAUUUACCAGAUGCGAUGAAUGUGGAGCUGACCAAAAAUAUGAUGGAGAUUCAGAGUGAUAAUGCAUACAAAGCAGAUUAUAACAACUGGAUGAAAGGCAUUGGUUGGAUCCCCAUUGGCUCACUAGAAGUAGAAAAAGCUAAGAAAGCUGGAGAUGCCUUGAAUGAAAAGAAAUAUCGUCAGCAUCCAGACACCAUUAAAUUUACAAGUGUGGUGGACUCUCCAGUAAUGGUCCAAGCCAAACAGAAUUCAGUUCAACUCAAUGAGAAACUAUACAGAUCUUCUGGAGAGAAAGUGAAACAUAAAUAUACCCUUCCCCCAGAUGUCCCACAGUUUAUCCAGGCUAGAUACAACGCAGCUAACGUCAGUGAUGCAUAUUAUAAACAGGACUACCAUGAUCUCAUAGCUAAAGGGAACAAUGUGUCGCUUGACGCUAUUCCAAUUACUCUAGCCAAGGCUUCAAGAAACAUUGCUAGUGAUUUUAAAUAUAAAGAAGCAUAUGAAAAGGCUAAAGGAAAACAGGUUGGAUUCAGAAGCCUGCAAGAUGACCCAAAGCUUGUCCACUACAUGAAUGUAGCCAAGAUUCAGUCUGAGCGUGAGUACAAGAAGGACUAUGAGAAGACCAAGACUAACUAUCAUACACCUCCUGACAUGUACAGUAUCCAGGCUGCUAAACAGUCACAGGAUAUAGCUUCUAAUGCUCACUACAAAAAUCUGAUCCACCACUACACUUACCUGCCAGAUGCCAUGGAUGUGGAGCUUGCAAAGAACAUGAUGCAAAUUCAGAGCGAUAACGCGUACAAACAAGAGUAUAACAGCUGGUUCAAGGGUAUUGGAUGGAGUCCUCUUGGUUCUCUGGAUGUUGAAAAAGCUAAAAAGGCUGGAGAUGCAUUAAACGAAAAGAAAUACCGUCAGCACCCAGACACCAUCAAAUUUACAAGUAUACCAGAUUCAAUACCAAUGGUUUUAGCUCAGCACAACACCAAGCAACUGAGUGAUGUAUCAUAUAAGCAAGAGGGUGAAAAAGUAAAACACAAAUACACUCUGGAUCCUGAUGUUCCUCAGUUUAUCCAAGCCAGGGUCAACGCCUACAAUUUGAGUGAUGCCAACUACAAAGCAGACUGGAAAAAAACCAUUGCCAAAGGAUACGAUCUCAAACCAGAUGCCAUUCCUAUCAUUGCUGCUAAAGCGUCUCGAAAUAUUGCAAGUGAUUACAAGUACAAGGAAUCCUAUGAGAAAGAUAAAGGCAAGCAGGUUGGAUACCGUAGCCUGCAGGAUGAUCCUAAACUUGUUCAUUACAUGAAUGUGGCCAAAAUACAAUCAGAUCGUGAAUAUAAGAAGGACUACGAAGUCACCAAGACCAAAUAUCAUACUCCUUUAGAUAUGUUCAGCGUGACGGCUGCCAAGAAAGCCCAAGAAGCAGUUACAAACGCUGGCUAUAAACAACUGAUUCAUGAUUACACACUCUUGCCUGAUUCCGUGAAUCUGGAGCUAUCAAGAAAUGUGAUGCAGCUGCAGAGUGAUAAUCUGUACAAAGCUGACUUUAAUAACUGGUUGAGAGGAGUUGGCUGGAUACCGAUACAGUCACUGGAUGUAGAAAAGGCCAAAAAAGCUACAGAGAUCCUCAGUGAAAAGAAGUAUCGCCAGCACCCAGACAAGCUGAAGUAUUCAAUUACCAUGGAUGCAAUGGAACAAGUUCUAGCUAAGCAAAAUGCCAAGACCAUGAAUAAGAAACUCUACACUGAUAAAUGGAACAAAGAGAAGACCAGCAUUCAUGUUAUGCCAGAUACUCCAGAAAUUCUGCAAUCUCGAGUGAACCAGAUCACAAUGAGCAAUAAACUGUAUAAAGCUGGAUGGGAGGAAGACAAGAAGAAAGGUUACGACUUGCAGCCAGACGCUAUUCCAAUACGAGCGGCCAAAGCCUCCAGAGACAUUGCAAGUGAUUAUAAAUACAAACUGGCCUAUGAAAAAGAGAAAGGAAAGCAUAUUGGGUUCCGCAGCCUUGAAGACGACCCCAAGCUGGUGCACUUCAUGCACGUGGCUAAAAUGCAAUCUGACCGUGAAUACAAAAAAGAUUAUGAGAAGGCAAAGACUAAUUUCCAUACUCCAGUUGACAUGGUCAGUGUUGUGGCAGCCAAAAAAGCACAGGAAGUGGCUACAAAUGCGAACUACAAAAACUUGAUCCACACCUACAAUGUUUUGCCUGAUGCUAUGAGUCUUGAAUUAGCCAAGAACAUGAUGCAGAUACAAAGUGAUAAUCAAUACAAAGCAGAAUAUGAUGAAACCAUGAAGGGGGUUGGAUGGAUGCCACUGGGCUCCCUGGAAGCAGAGAAGAACAAAAAAGCAAUGGAAAUUGUUAGUGAAAAGAAAUAUCGUCAGCAUCCAGAUAAGCUGAAGUAUUCCGUUCCUAUGGAUUCCAUGAACAUGGUUUUAGCUUUAAAUAAUGCCAAAAUCAUGGAUGAGCACAAGUACAAACAAGCAUGGGAAGAAGACAAAAAGAAAGUUCACAUCACACCAGAUAUUCCACAGAUUGCCUUAGCAAAAGUUAAUGCAUUUAAUUUAAGCGAUAAAAUGUACAGACUUUCAUUUGAAGAAUCCAGGAGGAAAGGGUAUGAUCUCAGAGCUGACGCUAUCCCUAUCAAAGCUGCUAGGGCUUCAAGGGAUAUUGCUAGCGAUUAUAAAUACAAAUUAGGUUAUGAACAAGACAAGGGAAAACUCGUAGGCUUCCGCAGCCUUCAGGAUGAUCCCAAACUGGUCCAUUACAUGCAAGUGGCUAAGAUGCAGUCAGAUCGUGAAUACAAAAAAGGUUAUGAGGAGAGCAAGACACAUUACCACAUGCCUUCGGAUACCUUCAGCAUCAUGGCAGCUAAGGAGGCGCAAGAUCGUGUAACCAAUACUAACUACAAACGACUGAUUCACCAAUAUAUGCUUCUGCCAGAUGCCAUGAGUUUCGAGCUGUACAGGAACAUGAAUCAGAUACAAAGUGAUAAUGAGUACAAGCAGGAUUACAACGAGUGGUUCAAGGGUAUCGGCUGGAGUCCUGCUGGUUCUCUGGACGUGGAGAAAUCUAAGAAAGCCACGGAAAUUGCAAGUGAUCGGAAAUACCGCCAGCAUCCCAGCAUGUUCCCCUUUACAAAGCAGAACGAUGCCAUGGACUUGGUCCUUGCAAAGCAGAACGCAAAUAUAAUGAACAAACAUGCUUAUACCGAAGCUUGGGAGAAAGAUAAAACGCAGGUUCAUGUGAUGCCAGAUACACCAGAUAUUUUACAGGCAAAACAGAACAAGACGAACUACAGUCAGAAACUGUACAAGCUUGGCUGGGAGGAAAUGAUAAAGAAAGGCUAUGACCUCACACCUGAAGCCAUAUCAGUGAAAGCUGCCAAAGCUUCAAGGGACAUUGCAAGUGACUACAAGUACAAAGAAGGCUACCGCAAGCAGCAGGGACAUCAUAUUGGAUUCCGCAGCUUGCAGGAUGAUCCUAAGAUGCUGUGGUCAAUGCAAGUAGCUAAGAUGCAGAGUGAGAGGGAGUACAAGAAAGAUUUUGAGAAGUGGAAGACGAAGUUUAAUAUGCCCGUGGAUAUGUUGGGCUUCCUUCUGGCUAAGAAAUGUCAGGAACUGGUUAGUGAUGUAGACUACAAACGGAUCCUACACCGCUGGACUUGUCUGCCAGACCAGAAUGAUGUCACCCAGGCCAAGAGGGUCUACGAACUACAGAGUGAUAAUCUGUAUAAGUCAGACCUACAAUGGCUCAGAGGCCUUGGAUGGAGUCCCUUGGGAUCUUUGGAAUCUGAAAAGAACAAGAAAGCUUCAGAAAUACUGAGUGAAAAGAAGUACCGGCAGCACCCGGAUACCAUUAAGUUCACAAGUAUCCCAGAUGCCAUGAAUAUCGUUUUGGCAAAAUCUAAUGCCAAAAACAGAAGUGAUAUCCUCUAUAGAGAAGCUUGGGACAAGGACAAGACUCAGGUUCACAUCAUGCCUGAUACUCCUGAAAUUUUGCUGGCUAAAUCAAACUUAAUUAACGCAAGUGAUAAACAUUACAAGUUAGGAUAUGAAGAGCUGAAGAGAAAAGGCUAUGAUCUUCCUGUUGAUGCCAUACCCCUCAAGGCAGCAAAGGCAUCAAGAGACAUAGCUAGUGAGUACAAGUACAAAACAGCGUACCGCAAGCAGCUUGGCCACCACAUUGGAGCUCGUAACAUCGAGGAUGAUCCAAAGAUGAUGUGGUCGAUGCACGUAGCCAAGAUCCAGAGUGACAGGGAGUACAAGAAGGCCUUUGAGAAGUCAAAGACACACUUCAGUAGCCCUGUGGACAUGCUGGGAAUCGUGUUGGCCAAGAAAUGUCAAGAGUUGGUCAGUGAUGUUGAUUACAAACACCCUCUGCAUCGGUGGACAUGUUUGCCUGACCAGAAUGAUGUUGUACAAGCGCGGAAAGUGUACGACCUUCAGAGUGAUAAUGUGUACAAGUCCGACCUGCUGUGGCUGAGGGGCAUUGGCUGGUCCCCGAGCGGUUCUCUGGACGAUGAGAAGAACAAGAGGGCGAGCCAAAUCCUGAGUGACAAGAAGUAUCGUCAGCACCCGGACACCAUCAGAUUCACGAGCCUCCCUGACUCGAUGCCGAUGGUUCUGGCAAAGCACAACUCGGAGAUUAUGAACCAGCGCUCAUACACAGCGGCCUGGGAGAAAGACAAAACCAGCGUUCACAUUAUGCCGGAUACACCUGGUAUUUUGCUGGCCCAGCAGAACAAAGUGAACUUCAGUGAGAAACUGUACAAGCUUGCGAUGGAGGAGGAGAAGAAGAAGGGCUACGACAUGCGGGCAGACGCCAUUCCUAUCAAGUCUGCUAAAGCUUCCCGAGAUAUUGCCAGUGAUUACAAGUACAAGGAAGGCUACCGCAAGCAGCUUGGCCACCACAUCGGAGCCCGUAACAUUGAGGAUGAUCCAAAGAUGAUGUGGUCGAUGCACGUAGCCAAAAUCCAGAGUGACAGGGAGUACAAGAAAGCCUUUGAGAAGUCAAAGACACACUUCAGUAGCCCGGUGGACAUGCUGGGAAUCGUGUUGGCCAAGAAAUGUCAAGAGUUGGUCAGUGAUGUUGAUUACAAACACCCUCUGCAUCGGUGGACGUGUUUGCCCGACCAGAAUGAUGUUGUACAAGCGCGGAAAGUGUACGACCUUCAGAGUGACAAUGUGUACAAGUCCGACCUGCUGUGGCUGAGGGGCAUUGGCUGGUCCCCGAGCGGUUCUCUGGACGAUGAGAAGAACAAGAGGGCGAGCCAAAUCCUGAGUGACAAGAAGUAUCGUCAGCACCCGGACACCAUCAGAUUCACGAGCCUCCCUGAUUCGAUGCAAAUGGUUCUGGCAAAGCACAACUCGGAGAUUAUGAACCAGCGCUCGUACACAGCGGCCUGGGAGAAAGACAAAACCAGCGUUCACAUUAUGCCGGAUACACCUGGUAUUUUGCUGGCCCAGCAGAACAAAGUGAACUUCAGUGAGAAACUGUACAAGCUUGCGAUGGAGGAGGAGAAGAAGAAGGGCUACGACAUGCGGGCAGAUGCCAUUCCUAUCAAGUCUGCUAAAGCUUCCCGAGAUAUCGCCAGUGAUUACAAGUACAAGGAAGGCUACCGUAAGCAGCUUGGCCACCACAUCGGAGCCCGUAACAUUGAGGAUGAUCCAAAGAUGAUGUGGUCGAUGCACGUAGCCAAGAUCCAGAGUGACAGGGAGUACAAGAAGGCCUUUGAGAAGUCAAAGACACACUUCAGUAGCCCGGUGGACAUGCUGGGAAUCGUGUUGGCCAAGAAAUGUCAAGAGUUGGUCAGUGAUGUUGAUUACAAACACCCUCUGCAUCGGUGGACAUGUUUGCCCGACCAGAAUGAUGUUGUACAAGCGCGGAAAGUGUACGAUCUUCAGAGUGACAAUGUGUACAAGUCCGACCUGCUGUGGCUGAGGGGCAUUGGCUGGUCCCCGAGCGGUUCUCUGGACGAUGAGAAGAACAAGAGGGCGAGCCAAAUCCUGAGUGACAAGAAGUAUCGUCAGCACCCGGACACCAUCAGAUUCACGAGCCUCCCUGACUCGAUGCCGAUGGUUCUGGCAAAGCACAACUCGGAGAUUAUGAACCAGCGCUCGUACACAGCGGCCUGGGAGAAGGACAAAACCAGCGUUCACAUUAUGCCGGAUACACCUGGUAUUUUGCUGGCCCAGCAGAACAAAGUGAACUUCAGUGAGAAACUGUACAAGCUUGCGAUGGAGGAGGAGAAGAAGAAGGGCUACGACAUGCGGGCAGAUGCCAUUCCUAUCAAGUCUGCUAAAGCUUCCCGAGAUAUUGCCAGUGAUUACAAGUACAAGGAAGGCUACCGCAAGCAGCUUGGCCACCACAUCGGAGCCCGUAACAUUGAGGAUGAUCCAAAGAUGAUGUGGUCGAUGCACGUAGCCAAGAUCCAGAGUGACAGGGAGUAUAAGAAAGCCUUUGAGAAGUCAAAGACACACUUCAGUAGCCCGGUGGACAUGCUGGGAAUCGUGUUGGCCAAGAAAUGUCAAGAAUUGGUCAGUGAUGUUGAUUACAAACACCCUCUGCAUCGGUGGACGUGUUUGCCCGACCAGAAUGAUGUUGUACAAGCGCGGAAAGUAUAUGACCUUCAGAGUGACAAUGUGUACAAGUCCGACCUGCUGUGGCUGAGGGGCAUUGGCUGGUCCCCGAGCGGUUCUCUGGACGAUGAGAAGAACAAGAGGGCGAGCCAAAUCCUGAGUGACAAGAAGUAUCGUCAGCACCCGGACACCAUCAGAUUCACGAGCCUCCCUGACUCGAUGCCGAUGGUUCUGGCAAAGCACAACUCAGAGAUUAUGAACCAGCGCUCGUACACAGCGGCCUGGGAGAAAGACAAAACCAGUGUUCACAUUAUGCCGGAUACACCUGGUAUUUUGCUGGCCCAGCAGAACAAAGUGAACUUCAGUGAGAAACUGUACAAGCUUGCGAUGGAGGAGGAGAAGAAGAAGGGCUACGACAUGCGGGCAGACGCCAUUCCUAUCAAGUCUGCUAAAGCUUCCCGAGAUAUUGCCAGUGAUUACAAGUACAAGGAAGGCUAUCGCAAGCAGCUUGGCCAUCACAUCGGAGCCCGUAACAUAGAGGAUGAUCCAAAGAUGAUGUGGUCGAUGCACGUAGCCAAGAUCCAGAGUGACAGGGAGUACAAGAAAGCCUUUGAGAAGUCAAAGACACACUUCAGUAGCCCAGUGGACAUGCUGGGAAUCGUGUUGGCCAAGAAAUGUCAAGGGCUGGUCAGCGAUGUUGAUUACCGCCACUACCUGCAUCAGUGGAUCUGCCUGCCAGACCAGAAUGAUGUUAUCCAUGCUAAGAAAGCCUAUGACCUACAGAGUGAUAACUACUACAAGUCGGACCUUGAAUGGUUGCGGGGCAUUGGUUGGGUCCCAAUUGGUUCCUUGGAUGUUGAAAAAGCCAAGAAGGCAGGGGAGAUCUUGAGUGAUAAAAUAUACCGUCAGCCUCCGGACACAAUCAAGUUUACCAGUGUCACUGAUUCUCUUGCGAUGGUCUUAGCCAAGCAGAAUGCAGAGACGAUGAAUAAGCGUUUAUAUACAGAGGCUUGGGAUAAAGACAAGACACAAAUCCACAUAAUGCCUGACACACCUGAAAUCACGCUGGCAAAACAGAACAUGCAAAACUACAGUGUGAAACUCUACAAACAGGCCAUGGAAGAAGAUAAAAAGAAAGGCUAUGAUAUGAGAAGUGAUGCUAUCCCCAUCCAAGCUGCCAAAGCAUCCAGGCAAAUCGCCAGUGAUUACAAGUACAAGGAAGGCUAUCGCAAGCAGCUUGGCCACCACAUCGGAGCCCGUAACAUAGAGGAUGAUCCAAAGAUGAUGUGGUCAAUGCAUGUAGCCAAGAUCCAGAGUGACAGAGAGUACAAGAAAGACUUUGAGAAGACAAAGACACACUUCAGUAGCCCAGUGGACAUGCUGGGAAUCGUGUUGGCCAAGAAAUGUCAAGGGCUGGUCAGCGAUGUUGAUUACCGCCACUACCUGCAUCAGUGGAUCUGCCUGCCAGACCAGAAUGAUGUUAUCCAUGCUAAGAAAGCCUAUGACCUACAGAGUGAUAACUACUACAAGUCGGACCUUGAAUGGUUGCGGGGCAUUGGUUGGGUCCCAAUUGGUUCCUUGGAUGUUGAAAAAGCCAAGAAGGCAGGGGAGAUCUUGAGUGAUAAAAUAUACCGUCAGCCUCCGGACACAAUCAAGUUUACCAGUGUCACUGAUUCUCUUGCGAUGGUCUUAGCCAAGCAGAAUGCAGAGACGAUGAAUAAGCGUUUAUACACUGAAGCAUGGAAUAAAGAUAAGACCAUGGUUCAUGUCAUGCCUGACACACCAGAAAUCCUGCUAGCUAAACAAAACCAAUUAAACUACAGUCAUAAAAUGUACAAACUGGCUUUGGAGGAGUCGAAGAAGAAGGGUCACGAUUUGCGUUUUGAUGCCAUUCCCAUUCAAGCUGCCAAAGCAUCCAGAGAGAUUGCCAGUGAUUACAAGUACAAGGAAGGCUACCGCAAGCAGCUUGGCCACCACAUCGGAGCCCGUAACAUAGAGGAUGAUCCAAAGAUGAUGUGGUCGAUGCACGUAGCCAAGAUCCAGAGUGACAGGGAGUAUAAGAAAGCCUUUGAGAAGUCAAAGACACACUUCAGUAGCCCAGUGGACAUGCUGGGAAUCGUGUUGGCCAAGAAAUGUCAAGGGCUGGUCAGCGAUGUUGAUUACCGCCACUAUCUGCAUCAGUGGAUCUGCCUGCCAGACCAGAAUGAUGUUAUCCAUGCUAAGAAAGCCUAUGACCUACAGAGUGAUGCUGUUUACAAAUCAGACCUGGAAUGGCUACGAGGCAUCGGAUGGGUUCCUAUUGGUUCCCUGGAAGUUGAGAAGGCUAAGAAAGCUGGAGAAAUCCUGAGUGAAAGGAAGUAUCGUCAACCAGCAGACCAAAUUAAAUUUACUAGUGUGACUGAUUCUUUGGCCAUGGUCUUGGCCAAGCAAAAUGCUGAGAUAAUGAACAAGCGUUUAUACACAGAAGCCUGGGAUGCAGACAAAACGUCAAUUCAUGUCAUGCCUGACACACCGACGAUCUUGCUAGCGAAGGCCAACGCAGCUAAUGUCAGCCAUAAACUUUAUACGCAAGCCUGGGAAGACGCCAAAAAGAAGGGAUAUGACAUGAGAGCUGAUGCAAUUCCAAUUCGAAGUGCAAAGGCAUCAAGAGAGAUUGCGAGUGAUUACAAGUACAAACAAACGCACGAGAAGGAGAAAGGCCACUACAUUGGGUGCCGAACUGCCCAGGAGGAUCCCAAACUGUCGUGGGCAGCACGUGCCAUGGCACUGCAGAACGACCGACUCUACAGGAAGGCGUACCAUGACUCCAAGGCCCAGGUCCACAUACCGGUGGAUGCGAUGUCGGUGCAGGCAGCCAAGGAGUGCCAGACGCUCGUCAGUGAUGUUGACUACCGUCAGUACCUUCACCAGUGGACCUGUCUGCCUGACCAGAACGAUGUGAUCCACGCGAGGAAGGCCUACGACCUGCAGAGUGAUAACGUGUACAAGGCAGACCUGGAAUGGCUGCGAGGCAUCGGCUGGUUGACAGAAGGGUCUGUGGAUGUGGUGAAAGCAAAGAAGGCCCAGGAGCUCCUGAACGAGAGGCUGUACCGUACGCGGCCAGAUGAGAUGAAAUUCACCAGCAUUACUGACGCGCCAGAUGUUGUCCAGGCGAAGAUCAAUGCUUUGCAGAUGAGUGAUCGUCUGUAUCGUGAGGCCUGGGAUAAGGACAAGACACAGAUUUCCAUUCCUUCCGAUACUCCUGUAAUGCUGCAGUCCAAAGUCAAUGCUCUCAACAUCAGCAACAAACAUUAUCAGAAGGCCUGGGACGAGGCGAAGGCGAAAAGCUAUGACAUCAGAGCUGAUGCCAUUCCCAUCAAACACGCCAAGGCUUCCAGAGACAUUGCUAGUGAGUACAAGUACAAAGAAACACAUGAGAAGCAGAAAGGCCACUACAUCGGGUGCCGAACUGCCCAGGAGGAUCCCAAACUGUCGUGGGCAGCACGUGCCAUGGCACUGCAGAACGACCGACUCUACAGGAAGGCGUACCAUGACUCCAAGGCCCAGGUCCACAUACCGGUGGAUGCGAUGUCAGUGCAGGCAGCCAAGGAGUGCCAGACGCUCGUCAGCGACGUUGACUACCGUCAGUACCUUCACGAGUGGACCUGUCUGCCUGACCAGAAUGAUGUGAUCCACGCGAGGAAGGCCUACGACCUGCAGAGCGAUAACGUGUACAAGGCAGACCUGGAAUGGCUGCGAGGCAUCGGCUGGUUGACAGAAGGGUCUGUGGAUGUGGUGAAAGCAAAGAAGGCCCAGGAGCUCCUGAACGAGAGGCUGUACCGUACGCGGCCAGAUGAGAUGAAAUUCACCAGCAUUACUGACGCGCCAGAUGUUGUCCAGGCGAAGAUCAAUGCUUUGCAGAUGAGUGAUCGUCUGUAUCGUGAGGCCUGGGAUAAGGACAAGACACAGAUUUCCAUUCCUUCCGAUACUCCUGUAAUGCUGCAGUCCAAAGUCAAUGCUCUCAACAUCAGCAACAAACAUUAUCAGAAGGCCUGGGACGAGGCGAAGGCGAAAAGCUAUGACAUCAGAGCUGAUGCCAUUCCCAUCAAACACGCCAAGGCUUCCAGAGACAUUGCUAGUGAGUACAAGUACAAAGAAACACAUGAGAAGCAGAAAGGCCACUACAUUGGGUGCCGAACUGCCCAGGAGGAUCCCAAGCUGUCGUGGGCAGCACGUGCCAUGGCACUGCAGAACGACCGACUCUACAGGAAGGCGUACCAUGACUCCAAGGCCCAGGUCCACAUACCGGUGGAUGCGAUGUCGGUGCAGGCAGCCAAGGAGUGCCAGACGCUCGUCAGCAAUGUUGACUACCGUCAGUACCUUCACCAGUGGAUCUGUCUGCCUGACCAGAACGAUGUGAUCCACGCGAGGAAGGCCUACGACCUGCAGAGUGAUGCUAUCUAUAAGUCAGACCUGGAAUGGCUCCGUGGAAUUGGCUGGUUGCCUAAUGACUCUCCAGAACUUAAGAGAGUGAAGAAUGCUCAGGAUCUCUUGAGUGACAAUGUGUAUCGUACGCCUAUUGAAAGCCUGAAAUACACCAACAUUGUUGAUUCUCCAGACAUCGUUCUUGCUAAAGUGAAUGCCGAACAAGUCAGCAUUCCUAAAUACAAAGAAGCCUGGGAAAAGGACAAGACUAUGAUCCAUAUUAUGCCAGACACACCUGAAAUCAACCUAGCCAAGGCUAAUGCUGCUAAUUAUAGCCAGAAAUUGUAUAAAGAAGCUUGGGACGAGUUGAAGACUAGUUAUGAUCUGAGAGCAGAUGCAAUCCCAAUUAAGGCAGCUAAAGCCUCUAGAGAGAUUGCAAGUGAUUAUAAAUACAAACUGGAUCAUGAGAAGCAGAAAGGACAUUACGUUGGAGUUCCAAAUGCAAAAGCAGAUACAAAAAUGCAGUUUGCCCUUGGCAUAGGCAAAGUUCAGAGCGAAUUGGAAUACAAGAAGCAUUUUGCCAAGUGGAAGACACAGUGCCACCUCCCAGUUGACAUGUUAUCUAUCCAGUCAGCUAAGCAUGGUCAGUCUCUGGUCAGCGAUGUGGAUUACCGGCAGUACUUGCAUCAGUGGAUCUGCCUUCCAGAUCAGAAUGAUAUCAUACACGCUAGGAAAGCCUACGAUCUUCAGAGUGAUGCUAUUUACAAGUCUGAUUUAGAGUGGCUGCGGGGAAUUGGAUGGAUGCCAAAUGAUUCGGUUGGAAUCAACCAUGUAAAAUACGCUGGAGAUCUCUUGAAUGAGAGGAAGUACCGUACGAAAGCUGAAACUCUUCCUUUCACUCCAGUGGCAGACAGAGUUGAUUACAUCACAGCAAAGAACAGCAGUGAAAUUCGUAGUGAUAUUAAAUACCACAAAGAAUGGAAUGAGGUCAAGUCAAAUUAUACUCUGACAGAUACACCACAGCUAGAUAUGGCCCGAGAAGCAGCCAGAAUUCUCAACCAGAGUUUAUACAAGGAAAGCUGGGAGAAAGAAAAAGCCACCGGUUACCUCCUGCCUCCUGACUCUGUCCAGAUCUGCCAUGCCAAACGCUCAAAUGAUGUCCAAAGUGAGCUUAAAUACAAAGCUGAGUAUGUCAAGCAGAAAGGUCACUAUGUUGGAGUUCCCACUAUGAGAGAUGAUCCAAAACUGGUGUGGUUUGAGCAUGCAGGCGAGAUCCAGAAUGACAGAUUGUACAAAUCAGACUAUCACAAAACGAAGUCCAAAAUCCACAUUCCCCCGGAUAUGGUGUCAGUUAUAGCGGCAAAAGAAGGUCAGAACUUGGUCAGCGAUGUUGACUACCGCCAAUACCUUCAUCAGUGGACGUGCCAUCCUGACCAGAAUGACUGUAUUCAGGCAAGGAAGGCCUAUGACCUGCAAAGUGAUAAUAUUUAUAAGUCUGACUUGGAAUGGCUUCGUGGCUGUGGUUGGAUUCCUCUGGAUUCAGUGGAACAUAAGAAAGUUAAGAAUGCACAAGAACUGAUAAAUAAGAGAGCGUAUACAAAAGAAGCCCUUGAUAACUUUUCCAAUUAUACCAGUGUGGUCGACACUCCUGACAUUGUCUUGGCAAAGAUCAACUCAGUCAACCAGAGUGAUCUGAAGUACAAAGAAACAUUCAACCUUGAGAAAGGCCAAUAUAUUGGGUCUGACGAUACUCCUGCGCUGAACCAUGCCAGAGAUAUGGCCUUACUCUACAGUGAGAAACUUUAUAAGAAGGCUUGGGAAAUCAGCAAGCCCAUCGGGUACACUUUGGAUGAGAAAUACAUUCCUGUUGUUGGAGCAAAGCGUGCAAACUACUUAAAUAGUGAGCUUAAAUAUAAGGAAAUAUAUGAGAAGCUGAAGGGCCAUUACCUGGCUGGGAAGGAGAUUGGUGAUUUCCCCGGUGUCGUUCACUCGCUGGCCUUCCAGAAAAUACGGAGUGCGUUGGAAUACAGAAAGAACUAUGAAGACACCAAAGCAAAUGUCCAUAUUCCAAGUGACAUGAUGAACCACGUGCUAGCCAAAAAGUGCCAGUAUAUCCUCAGUGAUCUUGAAUACCGAACGUACUUCCAUCAGUGGAACUGUUCGCCUGAAGAAAAUGAUGUUAUUCAAGCCAGAAAAGCCCAGGAAAUUCUGAGUGAUGUGGUGUAUAAAGAUGACUUGAAUUGGCUGAAGGGACUUGGAUGUUAUGUCUGGGACACACCACAAAUCCUGCAUGCUAAGAAGUCCUAUGACCUCCAGAGCCAAAUAAAAUACACAGCUGCAGGCAAAGAGAAUUUUUCAAACUUUGGUGUUGUUACGGACACUCCUGUCUAUGUGACUGCAGUGCAGAGCAGCCUGAAUGCCAGUGAUGUGAAAUACAAGCAAGAUUACCACAAAACUAAGGACAAGUAUACGACAGUGACUGAAACAGUGGAUUCUGAAAGAGUUCAAAACCUGAAACAUCUCUUUAGCAAUAAUCUCUACAAGGAUGCCUGGGAAAAAGUGAAAGCUACUGGUUAUCUGCUGCCCUCUGACACCGUAUCCCUCGCACGAGCGAAGGAACUGAAGCACAACGCUAGUGCUGUAAAAUACCGAGAAGAAUAUGAGAAGUUUAAAGCACUGUACACAAUACCCAGAGGUGUUGAGGAUGAUCCCAAUACGGCAAGGUGCCUUAGAGUUGGAAAGCUUAAUAUUGAUCGUCUGUACAAGGAAGUCUAUGAAAAGAAUAAAGCCAAAGUCCACAUUAUUCCGGACAUGGUGGAUAUAAUUUCUGCUAAGGAUGCACAGAAGAAAGUCAGCGAGAUCGAUUACCGCACGCACCUCCAUGAAUGGAUUUGUCUGCCUGAUCUUCAAAUCAAUGCCCAUGUUCGAAAAGUAACUGAUCAACUCAGUGAUGUGGUGUACAAGGAUGAUCUUAACUGGCUGAAAGGCAUUGGCUGCUUUGUUUGGGACACUCCAGAAAUUCUUCAUGCCAAACAUGCCUAUGAUCUUCGCAGUGAUAUUAAGUACAAAUCUAAGGCAGAAAAAAUGAAGAACGACUACACUGUGGUCACGGACACUCCUGUUUACGUCCAGAAUGUUCUCAGCGGCUUGAAUUUAAGUGAAGCUGUCUAUCGUGGUGAAUACAAGCAAAACGUUAGAGGCAAAGUGAUCCCUACCGAUAAAACAGUGGAUCUAGAGCGGGCUUAUCAUGCGAACAAAAUACAGAGUGAAAAUUUGUAUCGCUGGGCUGGUUUGAACGCCCUGCCAACUGGGUACAACCUUCCCAAAGAUUUGCCCAGCUUCCAGCACGCUAAACACGUCCAAUACAUUGGCAGUCAUCUGAAAUAUAAGGAAGCCUAUGAACACAUGAAAGCUAAAGGCUAUACUCUGGGACCUAACGAUGUCGGGUUUGAAAAUGUGAAGAAAGUGAAUCAAGUCAUUAACGAGAGGUUGUAUCGGGCAACAUACCACAAGUACAAGGACAAGAUCCAUACCACUCCAGACACUCCAGAAAUCCGUCAAGUCAGAGCCACACAGGAAGCAGUCAGUGAUCUGAUCUACAAGUCGGAUUUCUUUAAGAUGCAGGGACACUUGAUUUCUUUGCCAUUCACCCCUCAGGUGUUGCACUGCCGCUACGUUGGGGACAUGACAAGUGAUAAUAAAUACAAAGAGGAUCUGAAGUGGCUGAGGGGCUUGGGUUGUUUCCUGUAUGAUACUCCUGAUAUGGUCCGUGCUCGACAGCUGCGUAAGCUUUGGUCUAAUUAUAUAUACACGGAUACUGCAAAGAAGAUGUGGCCUAAAUACAAAGUGGUGCUGGACACUCCCGGAUACAGAGCGGUUCAGGAACUGAAAACCCAUUUGAGUGAACUGGUUUACAGAGCUGCAGGCAAGGAGCUGAAGACAAAAUACACUUCUGUCCUUGAUACACCUGACUUCUUAAGAGCCAAGCAAGGCCAAAAGAUACAGAGCCAGUACUUGUAUGUGGAACUGGCCACAAAAGAGAGGCCUCACCAUCACGCUGGUGGUCAGACUCCGGCCUUUACACAUGCUAGGCACGUAAAGGACAUGGUCAGUGAGAAAAAGUAUAAGACCCAGUAUGAGAAGAUGAAGGACAAAUACACGCCCGUCCCUGACACGCCCGUCUUGAUCAGAGCCAAGAGAGCAUACCUGAAUGCCAGUGAUUUGCGCUACAAAGAAACUUUUGAGAAUACCAAGGGCAAAUACCACACAGUGAAAGACGCUUUGGAUAUUGUCUAUCAUCGAAAGGUCACUGAUGAUAUAAGCAGUGUGAAAUAUAAGGAAAAUUAUAUGAGCCAGUUAGGAAUCUGGAGAUCGAUCCCAGACCGUCCGGAGAAUUUCCAUCAUCGCGCAGUCACAGAUGCUAUUAGUGAUGUUAAAUACAAGGAAGACUUGUCAUGGCUCAGAGGCAUCGGAUGUUAUGCAUGGGAUACUCCAAGUUUUGCUCUGGCAGAAAAGAAUAAGGUGCUCUACAGUGGGUGUAAGUACAAGGAGACAUUUGAGAAGACUAAGUCUCAGUUUAAGUACGUAGCUGACUCUCCAAUUAACAAGCAUUUUAAGCAUGCAACUCAGUUGAUGGAUGGGAAAUUAUAUAAGGCUGCCUAUGAGAAGCUCAAAGAUAGGUACAGCGUUAUUGUGGAUGAUCCCAGGAACCUCCUGGCCAAGUGGGGGACUACUCUGAGCAGUCAGAAAAAAUAUAAAUCCCUUGCCAAGAUGCUCCUGCAACAAGGAUGUAAUGAAAUUCUGAGGCCAGAUAUGCUGACAGCUCUCUACAACACAUACUUAUGGAGCCAGGUUCAAUACAAAAAGGACUAUGAAAAGAAGAAAGACAAAUAUACAACAGUUGUGGAUACUCCAGAACACUUAAGGACUACAAAAGUCAACAAACAGAUCAGUGAUAUCAUUUACAAAUUGGAGUACAACAAAGCGAAACCUAAAGGCUACACAACAAUCCAUGACACACCGAUGUUAUUGCAUGUACGCAAGGUCAAGGACAGAAUAAGUGAUCUGAAAUACAAAGAAAUGUACGAGAGGAAUAAAUCUCACUGCAAUGUCAUAGCAGAUUCAGUUCACAUUAAGACUCCAAGACACGCUUACAAGCUCAACAGCAACCUGGAUUACAAGAAGAAAUACGAGGCAGCCAAGGCUCACUGGCACUGGAUUGCUGACAGGCCUGACUUUGUUCAAGCAGCCAAGUCGUCUCUGCAACAGAGUGAUUAUGAAUACAAACUGGACCGGGAAUUCCUCAAGGGAUGCAAACUGUCUGUCACAGAUGAUAAAAACACGGUUUUGGCUUUAAAUAAUGCCAUCUUGGCAAGUGAUAUAAAAUACAAAGAGAAGCACAACAAAGCUCGAGGAACAUGCCUCGUUGUUCCAGAUACACCUCAGAUUCUCCUGGCUAAGAAUGUCAGCUCUCUCGUAUCUGAGAACAAAUACAAAGAACAAAGCAAGAAGCAGCUUCCUCAUGGGUCUUACACAACCCUGCCCGAGACACGAGACACUGCUCACGUGAAAGAGGUGACCAAGAAUGUCAGCGAGACAAACUAUAAAAAGAAGUUUGUGAAGGAGAAAGGCAAGUCAAAUUAUUCUGUCAUGCUGGAGCCUCCUGAAGUGAAACAUGCCAUGGAAGUUGCUAAAAAACAGAGUACAGUUGAAUACAAGAAGGAUGCCAAGUCAAAGCUUCACUACACACCAAUAGCGGAUCGACCAGAUAUUAAGAAAGCAACUCAGGCUGCCAAGUUAAUCAGUGAUAUUGAGUAUAAAAAGCGUGGAGAAGCUGGCAUUGGUGUAACCAUGCUGGGACGUCCAGAUAUCGAACUGGCAAAGGAGGUGUCCAAGCUUACGAGCCAGGUGAAAUACAAGGAGAAUUUUUCCAAGGAGCUGGGCAAAAAGCCAAAAUAUGAUUUAAAGGAGGCUAAAAUCUACAAGACCAUGAAAGAUGCUCACAACAUGGCUAGUGAGGUGAAAUACAAGGCGGAUUUGAAGAAACUCCACAAGCCUGUGACGGACAUGUCAGAAUCUCUGAUCAUGAACCACGUCCUGAGCACCAGCCAGCUCGCCAGUGCCUACCAGUACAAGAAGCAAUAUGAGAAGAGUAAGGGUCACUACCAUGUGGUGCCAGAUAAUCUUGAACAGGUUCAUCUAAGGGAGGCAUCAGAACUGCAGAGCCACGUGAAAUACAGAGAAAAGUAUGAGAAGGAAAAAGGAAAACCUAUGUUGGACUUUGAGACUCCAACAUACCUUACUGCAAAAGAAUCUCAACUCAUGCAGAGCGAGAAAGAAUAUAAGAAGGACUUUGAAGAGUCCAUUAAAGGCAGAAAUCUUGCUGGCUUGGAGAUUACACCAUCCUUGUUACAUGUCAAAUAUGCAACCAAAAUAGCAAGCGAGAAAGAGUACAGGAAGGAUCUGGAGGAAGGUGUCAAAGGGAAAGGACUAACAGCUUUAGAAGAGACUCCAGACAUGUUAAGAGCGAAGAAUGCGACUCAAAUCCUGAACGAGAAAGAGUACAAAAAAGCCUUGGAUUUAGAAAUCAGAGGCAAAGGUCUGACAGAACUGGCUUUGGAGACACCAGAUUUUGUGAGAGCGAAGAAUGCCACGGACAUUGCCAGCCAGAUCAAAUACAAACAAUUGGCAGAGAUGGAGAAAGCCAACUACACUAGUGUUGUCGAUACUCCAGAAAUUAUCCACGCCCAGCAGGUCAAGAACCUUUCGAGCCAGAAAAAGUAUAAGGAAGAUGCAGAAAGGAGCAUGCCCUACUACGUGCCUGUGGCAGACACACCAGAAAUGCAGCGAGUCCGCGAGAACCAGAAGAAUGUUAGCACACUUCAAUAUCAGUGGGACCUGCAGAACAGUAAAGGAAAAGUUACAGUUGUACAAGACACACCAGAAAUGCUGCGUGUGAAAGAAAACCAGAAGAAUUUCAGCUCGAUUUUAUAUAAAGAAGAUAUUGGAAGUGGAACUACUAUUGAAAAAACGCCAGAGAUGCAGAGAGUUAAACGAACCCAGGAUGCAAUCAGCUCGAUUAAGUACAAGGAGAGCAUUGGAAAAGGAACUCCGAUUCCUGAUCUCCCAGAAGUGAAGCGCGUUAAGGAGACGCAGAAGCACAUCAGUUCGGUGUUGUACAAAGAGGACGUAGGGACAGGUAUCCCCACUCCGGUCACUCCAGAAAUAGAGAGAGUCAAACGCAAUCAAGAACACAUUAGCUCGGUUUUAUACAAAGAGGGCUUAGGGACGGGCAUCCCAACACCGGUUACUCCGGAGAUGGAGAGAGUCAAACGCAAUCAAGAGAACGUUAGCUCGGUAUUGUACAAAGAGGGGCUGGGGAUCGGCACCCCGGUUCCGGUCACUCCCGAGAUGGAGAGGGUCAAACGCAACCAAGAAAACUUUAGCUCGGUGUUGUACAGAGAGGAUCUGGGGACAGGAACCCCCACUCCUGUCACUCCGGAGAUUGAGAGGGUCAAACGCAAUCAAGAAAACUUUAGCUCGGUGUUGUACAGAGAGGAUCUGGGGACAGGAACCCCCACUCCUGUCACUCCGGAGAUUGAGAGAGUCAAACGCAAUCAAGAACAGAUUAGCUCGGUGUUGUACAGAGAGGAUCUGGGGACAGGAACCCCCACUCCUGUCACUCCGGAGAUUGAGAGAGUCAAACGCAAUCAAGAACAGAUUAGCUCGGUGUUGUACAGAGAGGAUCUGGGGACAGGAACCCCAAUACCUGUCACUCCUGAGGUUGAGAGAGUCAAACGCAAUCAAGAACAGAUUAGCUCGGUGUUGUACAAAGAAAACAUAGGGAAAGCAACUCCAACUCCUGUCACUCCCGAGAUGGAAAGAGUCAAACGCAAUCAAGAAAUCAUUAGCUCGGUUUUGUACAAAGAGAAUGUGGGGAAAGUGACCCCAACACCAAUCACUCCAGAGAUGGAGAGAGUCAAACGCAAUCAAGAGAUCAUUAGCUCGGUGUUGUACAAAGAAAACUUGGGGCGCGCAACCCCCACACCAAUCACUCCAGAGAUGGAGAGAGUCAGACGCAAUCAAGAACAGAUUAGCUCGGUGUUGUACAAGGAACAGCUGGCAAAAGGAACUCCAACACCGCUGACGCCAGAGAUGGAGAGAGCUAAACGCAAUCAAGAAAACAUCAGUUCGGUCCUUUAUUCGGACAGUUUCCGGAAACAAGUGCAAGGCAAAGCUGCAUACGUCCUGGAUACACCUGAAAUGCGGCGCGUGCGAGAGACCCAGAAGCACAUCUCAACAGUGAAAUAUCACGAAGAUUUUGAGAAAAGCAAAGGCACCUUCACGCCCGUAGUUACCGACCCCAUCACAGAGCGUGUGAAGAAGAACAUGCAGGACUUUAGUGACAUCAGCUACCGGGGCAUCCAGAGGCGAGUGGUGGAAAUGGAGCGAAAGCGCGUGGACCAGGAUCAGGAAAACCUCACAGGUCUUCGUGUGUGGCGCACGAAUCCUGGGUCUGUCUUCGACUACGACCCAGCGGAAGACAACAUUCAGUCCAGAAGCUUGCACAUGAUCUCUGUCCAGGCCCAGCGCCGCAGCAGGGAGCACUCCCGCUCUGCCAGCGCCUUGAGCCUCAGCGGUGGCGAUGAAAAAUCUGAACCUUCAGAGGGGGUGGAUCAACAUUUGUCCUACUACAGCGGCGGGGGCUUCUUCACCACAACCGCAACAGUGGGCUACAAACACGCUAAAACCAUAGAGCUCCCCCAGCAGCGGUCAUCGUCAGUGGUCACCCAGCAAACAACGGUGUCCUCGGUUCCUUCUCACCCCUCUACUGCCGGCAAAACGUACCGGGCCAUGUACGACUACAUGGCAGCUGACGCCGAUGAGGUGUCCUUCAAAGACGGCGACACCAUUGUAAAUGUACAAGCGAUCGAUGAAGGCUGGAUGUACGGCACCGUCCAGAGAACCGGCAAGACAGGCAUGCUGCCGGCCAACUACGUGGAGGCUGUCUGAACUGAGCUUUCCAGAGCCCAGCUGCAUGGCACGGACACACGGCCCCUCUCACACGUGAGCCUUAGCAAAGAGCUCGUAGCACUUCUCCAAAGUGCCUUGUUGUCCUCCAUGGCAGUGGUGCCUUAAAAAACAUUCUAACACGUUUUAAUGUAUUAAUUUCUUUUCCAUAUAAGCAACAUUUAUGCUUUGCAUCUCCAGCCAGCAUUUAGCUGGGCUGGAGGGGGGGGAAUCAAACUCUUAACACCUCUCGUUCUGCUUGCCGAGCUUCUUCAUGCACCUGGGGUCAAAAGCUGUUACUGUAAAUUAGUGACUAAAUAAAGCUGAUGGUUCUGCAGUG
This is a messenger RNA of Cuculus canorus (common cuckoo), 22363 nucleotides long. It is a transcript of the gene NEB, whose product is annotated as nebulin. Gene Ontology annotation, cellular component: Z disc. The record is from RefSeq and is a predicted model, not a curated record. Gene Ontology annotation, biological process: cardiac muscle thin filament assembly. NCBI's taxonomy places the organism in Eukaryota, Metazoa, Chordata, Aves, Cuculiformes, Cuculidae. Gene Ontology annotation, molecular function: actin filament binding.